UCGAAGGGUCCACUUCCCAUGGUUUCGGUUCCACACAAUAUUGAGGGCACUUGAGAUGAAACUUAUUAAAGUGAAUACCGUAAGUCAGACUAGCAUUCGCAUGCUUUUUACUUGAUCCUCAUGACGCUACUUAAGAUCGUCCAGCCUACUCACGAGACACCUCACAAAACCCCUCGCGAGAUUUGGGAUUGCGUUUUCAUACUUCUGCUUGGUAACCAAGCUGCUGUCUGCGGUCCUCUGGCGCUUCAGGAAUAUACAAUCGAGUUGGCAAGCUCCUCUGAAGCGUGUGAUAUAGGCGAGCGACCGAGAACUUCCACUCACUCUAAGUGCCACUCACCAGCGUUCUCUAGAGUAUCCGAGGCAAUAGGAACGAGAUAUAGAGGUAAGAGCACUACGAAUUUGUAUGAACAAAAUGAAGAAUGGAGGUCUGCAUCAGCAGCGUCGCAUUCACCGGUGUUUUUGCGUCCACCUCGUUUAUUCCUAUACACCUUGAAAUCCUUCGCAGUACUAAGUAUGUACGUCGCACGUCGCACGUCGCUUAACACAGCCCAGUACCGGAUCCGAAGGUCUAGCGUACAUUGUGCGUCGCAGCAAGGCUGAAUUAGAAUCCUGACGGAUCGACGUACCCGCAAUAUGGGUACAGGUGCGGCGGCGCGAUAGUCCAAAAAGGGAGUUGUGGAGUUGCGAGUUGCGAGUUACGACAUGUGGCCACAAUGGCAGUGCAUGCAGGUGAGGUGGGUUAUGUAAUAGGCGAUUGUGUUGGUGGAGUUGUAGAGUGCUGAUCGCAGGGCUGUGCGCUAGCCUUGGCACGUUCGCUACACUUACCUGUUUUAGGCAUAUCGCGCGACAGCUUUUUGGAGAGGCCGCCUUUUCUUCAAUUGAGAGGAUCUGCAGAUUUAGUUGUUUCUCCGUU
Molecule: messenger RNA, 913 nt
Organism: Mytilinidion resinicola
Lineage: Eukaryota; Fungi; Ascomycota; Dothideomycetes; Mytilinidiales; Mytilinidiaceae
Exons: 1
Coding region: 121-600 (159 amino acids)
Source: RefSeq, a predicted model, not a curated record